Penicillium bovifimosum is the source of this 4605-nucleotide messenger RNA. Its product is annotated as putative glycogen debranching enzyme Gdb1. Bases 1 to 4605 code for a protein of 1534 amino acids. Gene Ontology annotation, biological process: glycogen biosynthetic process; glycogen catabolic process. The transcript has 3 exons. Gene Ontology annotation, molecular function: 4-alpha-glucanotransferase activity; amylo-alpha-1,6-glucosidase activity. Lineage: Eukaryota; Fungi; Ascomycota; Eurotiomycetes; Eurotiales; Aspergillaceae. The record is from RefSeq and is a predicted model, not a curated record.
AUGAGCUCUUCACGUCAGGUCUACUUGCUUCCGCUGAAGGAUGAUGGAUCUCCCGGGGUGCCUGGGGGCUAUAUAUACCUGCCCGCUCCGCCGAAAUCUGGAUACGUGCUUCGCUUCAUCAUCGAAGGGACGAGCUCCAUCUGCCGACAGGGUAGUCUUUGGGUGAACAUCCCCGAGGAGGGAAAGCCCUUCGAGCGCUACUCAUUCCGAGAGUUCAAAUUGCAACCCAAUUUCAAUGAGAAUAUCCAGAUCGAUAUCCCCGUCACUUUGGCGGGUGCAUUCGCCUUCUACACAACAUUUACUCCGCUGCCGGAGUUCUCAGUUGAGGAUGUCUCUACCCCGAAGCCGACUCGGACGCCUGUUCACUACAUCGAUGUAUCCCCCAAGGUCACUCUUCAGGGAAAAGACUUGCCGCUCAAUGCGCUAUCUAUAUUCUCAAUGAUCUCGAAAUUCAUGGGUCAAUAUCCCACGGACUGGGACAAGCACCUUCGUGGAAUCAGCCAGCGGAACUAUAAUAUGGUCCACUUUACACCGCUCAUGCAGCGUGGCUCAUCGAACUCUCCGUAUAGUAUUUUCGAUCAAUUGACUUUCGACAACACGUUCUUCCCUAAUGGAGAGGACGAUAUCGCUGCAUUGGUUGACAAGAUGGAGAAAUCUUACGGUCUUUUGACAUUGACUGAUGUGGUCUGGAACCACACAGCUAAUAAUAGCAAAUGGCUGGAGGAGCAUCCCGAAUCUGGAUACAGCGUGAAGACUGCACCUUGGCUGGAGGCAGCACUCGAGUUGGAUUCAGCGCUUUUGAAAUUCAGCAAUGACCUGGAGGAACUAGGUCUUCCGACUGAGUUCAAGAACGAGGAAGAUCUCGUGACAGUCAUGAAUGCGGCGCGCCAGCAGGUCAUUGAUGGAAUUCGUCUUUGGGAAUUUUACGUGCUUGACGUGAACAGUGGUGUCAAGGAAAUUAUUGGCGAUUGGAAAACCACAAAGGUCGAACCUGGGUUAAUUAACCAGCACAAUAUACAAAUGUUCAAGAGCUGGUCGCUCAAACAACAAGCCAAUGUUCUCCGGGAACUUGGCAUACCAUCCGUGAAGCAGAUUUCUGGACGGUUUGGCCGUGCCGUCGACCCAAAUUUCGGAGCCGUUGCUUUGACCGUGCUAUUUGGUGAUUACAGUGAGGGGCAGACCAACCUCGCCGAGGUUGAAGACACCCUUUCCAAGCUUCUCGAUGAGGCCAACUUGUCGUUUUAUAAGGAGUACGAUGCGGAUGUUGAUACAAUCAUGGACCAGUUGUUCAAUCGCAUCAAGUAUCUUAGGAUCGACGAUCACGGCCCAAAGAUGGGGCCUGUCACCAAAGAGAGCCCUUUGAUCGAAACCUAUUUCACCCGCCUUCCUCUCAACGAAGUCACAAAAAACCAUGACCCCAAAUCUCUGGCCUUGGUUAAUAACGGUUGGAUCUGGAAUGCCGAUGCGAUGAAAGAUAACGCUGGGCCUGAUUCUCGAGCCUAUCUGCGCCGCGAAGUUAUCGUAUGGGGUGAUUGCGUGAAGCUCCGAUACGGAUCCUCGCCCGACGAUAGUCCUUUCCUUUGGGAGUUCAUGACACGGUACACCCGCCUCAUGGCAAAGUACUUUGGAGGAUUCCGAAUUGAUAAUUGCCAUUCGACGCCGCUGGUGGUUGCAGAAUACUUGCUGGAUGAGGCUCGAAAAGUUCGGCCUGAUCUGACCGUCUUUGCGGAGCUCUUUACAGGUUCAGAAGAAGCCGAUUCCAUCUUUGUCAAGCGUCUGGGUAUCAACGCUCUUAUUCGUGAAGCUAUGCAAGCUUGGAGUAUACAGGAGCUCAGUCGCCUCGUUCACCGGCACGGGGGUCAGCCAAUCGGCAGCUUCGAGAUGAAUCUACCUUCUUCUGGCAGUAGUCAUGCCAUUUCAUCCGCUCGUUCCGGUGAGAGCAAUGAACAAAUCACCCACAUUCGGCCCUGCCCCGUUCCCGCCCUGUUUAUGGAUUGCACCCAUGACAACGAGACCCCUGCGCAGAAGCGCGAUGCUAGGGACACGCUUCCCAAUGCUGCCCUUGUGGCAAUGUGUGCCUCCGCCACUGGAAGUGUGAUGGGCUACGAUGAAGUGUAUCCCAAACUCAUUGAACUCGUCCAUGAGACCCGACAAUACACCUCGCAGUCUUCAGAUUCCGAAAGCUUGGCCGUUGGAGCUGGAGAGGGUGGGAUUGGGGGUGUCAAAAAGCUUCUCAAUCAACUCCACACCAUUAUGGGCGUGGAAGGGUAUGAUGAAACGCACAUCCACCACGACGGCGAAUAUAUCACUGUUCACAGAGUCCACCCCAAGACCAGAAGAGGUAUCUUCUUGAUUGCACACACCGCAUUCCCCGGCAAUGAGAGUGGUGCAAUUCUAGCUCCCACUCAUAUCGCAGGAACCAAUGCCAAGCAUAUUGGGUCGUGGCAGCUCGAGGUUGAUGCCAGCGAUGAAACAAAAGAGAAGGUGCUCGCUGAUGACAAGUACUUGAGGGGCCUUCCCAGUCACACACGUGACAUUGAAGGCACCAAGAUCGAACAAACUGACAAAGAGGUCAUUAUCUCAGUACUGGAUACGCUUGUUCCUGGCUCUAUCGCUCUCUUCGAGACGUGGAUUCCCGGAGCUGACCAUGCUGAUGGGUUCGAGAACAACCUCGCCAAGGGUGCGGACGACGCAUUCUCUGAUCUCAGCUUGGUUGAUCUGAACUUUGUGCUGUACCGCUGCGAGGCGGAGGAGAAAGACUCAAGCGAUGGUCAAGACGGUGUGUACAGCGUCCCGAAGCAUGGCUCUUUGGUUUAUGCGGGACUUCAGGGCUGGUGGAGUGUUCUUGAGAAUGUCAUCAAGUACAACCAACUGGGCCACCCGCUCUGCGAUCAUUUGCGAGAGGGUCAGUGGGCUCUAGAAUACAUUAUCAAUCGCUUGGACAAGGCAUCCUCCCAGGAAGAGUAUGUUGCUUUGAAGAAGCCUGUCGCAUGGCUUCGCGAGAAGUUUGACGCUAUUCGCGACCUGCCUCAUUUCCUUUUCCCACGAUAUUUCGCCAUUAUCGUGCAGCUUGCAUACAAUGCUGCGUGGAAGCGAGGCAUUUACCUGCUUGGAGACAAUGUGUUACAUGGCCAGGAGUUCGUUCACCAGUUGGCUAUGGUCAGUGUUCAACAAACUGGUUACGUCAAAUCCGCAUCCUUGUGGCCCACCAAGAUGGUUCCCAGCCUUGCAGCAGGACUGCCUCAUUUUGCAGUGGAUUGGACUAGAUGCUGGGGUAGAGAUAUAUUCAUCUCUAUUCGUGGCUUGUUUCUUUGCACUCAGCGAUUCGAUGAUGCCAAGGAGCAUAUCAUUGCAUUUGCGAGUGUGCUCAAGCACGGCAUGAUUCCCAAUCUUCUGAGCAGCGGCAAAUUGCCCCGAUACAACUCUCGGGACUCUGUGUGGUUCUUCUUGCAGGCUAUUCAAGAUUUCGUUGAAAUGGCACCCAAUGGCAUCGACAUUCUGCAAGAGAAGGUUCCAAGGCGAUUCUUACCAUAUGACGACACGUGGUUCUCCUUCGACGACCCUCGGGCUUACUCUCAAUCUCCGACGCUUCUCGAGUGCAUCCAAGAGGUCUUUCAACGCCACGCCUCUGGUAUGUCUUUCAGAGAGUACAACGCCGGCCCAGACCUUGACUGCCAGAUGAAGCCCCAAGGCUUCCAGAUCGAUGUAAACGUUGACUGGAACACGGGUCUGAUCUUCGGUGGCAAUCAGGAUAACUGUGGUACCUGGCAAGACAAGAUGGGAGAAAGUGGCAAGGCUGGAAACAAGGGAGUCCCUGGAACGCCUCGUGAUGGGGCCGCUAUCGAGAUUACCGGUCUUUUGUACAGCGCUCUGACUUGGGUUGCCAGCCUCUACGAGUCCAAGACCUACCCCCAUGAAGGAGUUGACAUCGGCGAUGGCAAGAAGAUUGCAUUCGCCGAAUGGGCGCGCAAGAUCAAGGAGAACUUUGAGCGAUGCUACUAUGUUCCCCUCGAUCCCAGCGAAGAUAGUCAAUACGAGGUGGACUCGAAGAUUGUCAACCGUCGAGGCAUCUACAAGGACUUGUACAAAUCCGGCAAGCCCUACGAAGACUACCAGCUCCGUUCCAACUUCCCCAUCGCAAUGACAGUGGCUCCAGAACUGUUCACGCCCAAAAAGGCGCUUGUUGCUCUCUCGAUCGCCGAUUCGGCUAUCGUGGGUCCUGUGGGCAUGGCCACCCUGGACCCAUCUGAUCUCAACUACCGUCCCAACUACAUCAACUCUGACGAUUCUGACGACUUCGCGACUGCCAAGGGCCGCAACUACCACCAGGGACCUGAGUGGGUCUGGCAGCGUGGCUAUUAUCUUCGUGCCCUGUUGCACUUCGAUCUCCUGCGCCGAAACACACCCGAAGAACGGACCGAGUGCUUCCAGCAAGUCACCCGACGACUUGAUGGUUGCAAGAAGGCAUUGCGUGAGAGCCCCUGGAAGGGUCUGACGGAGUUGACUAACAAGGCCGGAGAGCAUUGUAAUGAUUCGUCACCCACCCAAUCUUGGUCCGCCGCAUGUCUGCUUGAUCUUUAUUAUGAUGCGUCGAAGCAUUCUUAG